Messenger RNA from Daldinia caldariorum, 1420 nucleotides. RefSeq lists its product as uncharacterized. The transcript is spliced from 4 exons. Bases 352 to 1116 code for a protein of 254 amino acids. The record is from RefSeq and is a predicted model, not a curated record. Lineage: Eukaryota; Fungi; Ascomycota; Sordariomycetes; Xylariales; Hypoxylaceae.
GCUGUUGCCUGGCAUAUCAAGGCGAGCUCUGCUCUACAGUAACCUACCAUAUUGUGGCAACUACCGUCCCCGGGAAACAAAUUGCAACUUCUACUUCAGUGGGCUUGCAGGAUCUACCUUUUGAAGCAAAGACUUUUCAGAUAAUCAAACUAGAAACUUCUCCAACUUAACCAACCUUCUCAGCUCAUUUGCCCAGUUCAAGAUCCUACUCUCUACCAUUUACAACAUCAUCAACUACGAAGUUGGCUCUCUUUGCACAGUAGACACUCAUAACUCAUAACUCAUAACUCAUCCUCGUACUUUUCAACUUGAUCCGUAUUGUCUAUUAACCUUGCAACAUCCUCCGACAAGAUGCCUGCCCUGGACAUUGACUCCCAGUUCAAGUUCCUCAUCAUGUGCAUCAAGCACUCGACUGCUGGAAAGGUCGACUUUACUGAGGUCGCGAAGGAAUGUGAGAUCGUCAGCAAGGGCGCCGCUGCCAAGCGAUAUGAGCGUCUUCUGAGGGCGCACGGCAUUAGCGCUACCGGUGGUGGGGGUGGCGUCAAGAAGGAGUCCAAGGACAGCAAGGACGGCGUCAAGACCCGCACCCCCAGCAAGAAGCGCAAGCUCGCUGCCAUCGACGAGUAUGCUGGUGACGAGGAUGAGCCUAUCAAGACCGAGAUCAAAGGUGAAGUUAAAACCGAAGAUUCGAUCGCCGUGAAAGCGGAGCAGGAGAACGGCGGCGGCGGCGCGACUGCUAUCGUGGCUGGUGUCCCCACUUCUGCUAGCGAGGUAGCGCCGGCGGACCAGCCUAACACAUCGCUCUCUACCGAUGCGCAAAACAAUGAUGAAGACGAUGACGUCUUGGUCAUUAGUGCUACAGAGAGGUGCGAUGAUAACGGCGUCCCGGUCUACGGCAGCAGUGGUCACCACCACUCGCAUGCGCACUUGCACUCGCACUCGACUGCUCCGAUUGUCCCGGGGAUCCAUUCCUUUGAUUAUGCUGCUAACAUGGCUUUCCCCCAGCAGAUGGCGAUGACGACGCCGACGAGGGUGAAUACGACGCAUAAUUCCCUUCCCUACGGUUUCCCCCCUGGCACGUGGAUGUUCCCCCACGACGCACAUAGCUAUCUCUAGCAGACAAACAAGCACUAGUCCCUCGUUACCUACUUCCCCAAGAUACACCAUCAAAACCGUCCGUUCUCUUUUAUCACGGCAGGAAUGACUUAUGACUUAUGGUACACAAAUUAGGGAUGAAUGUGGGGUGGAUUUCGAUUGAUUUCGGUUGAUUUCGCCAUCAUAUGGCAGCUCUUAUGAGCAAUAUUGUCGUUUCGCUUAUUUCCGAUGAUUUCAGUAUUCUAGGUCGGUAGAUACGCUCUGGUGAAUUAAAGAGUCCUAAUGCAAACAUCUUUCGUGCUGUUUUCCAACGCGUGUGAUCGCU